AUGAGUCAUUAUCACAGGAACUUUCUUUUAAUAAUACAUUGGUAUUUGCUUCUAAAUUGCUGGCAAUUAGGAUCGUGCGAUGAGGUUAAGGGAAGGGAAUCUGGAACCAAGACUCACGUCAUUAAUUUCAAUAUCACAGGUUCUUUAAAUCAACAAAAUAGAAGGAUAAUAUUAAUUAACGGUCGUUCAGAUACUUAUGGCCCUACCAUUGUUGUAAAUUCUGGAGAUUCUUUAAACUUAUGUGUUACAAAUUCAUUGUGUAAUACUGAACAAUUACAAAUUGCCGAAACAGAUACCUUAUGGAAUGAAUAUUGCUCAACGUCAGUUCAUUUCCAUGGUCUGAUCCCAAUAGGUAUAUCGAACGAUGGUGUUCCUGGAUUAACUCAAGAUCCUAUUAAGAGUGGUGAAAAAUAUUGGUAUAAUUUUACUAUUCCUGAGGAAACAUGCGGAACAUUUUGGUAUCAUUCACAUUCCUCUGUACAGUAUGGUGAUGGUUUAAGGGGGUUGUUUAUAAUAAAGUGUGAUAAAUAUGACAGCUUAAAGUAUGAAAUAAUCAAUUCACUGGAAGAAAUGAAUGAAAUUAAAAGCAAUGAGGUUUUACCGCUACUGGACAAUGUUCCAAGCGCCCAUAUUGAUGAUAAGAUCAUUAAAGAACAGACCAUAACUUUGAGUGAUUGGUAUCAUUCCUCCCAAUUAGAUAUACUUAAGGAUCAAGUUCUAACUCAACAGGGUACAAAUGAUCCACGUUUAGAUGGCUCACUAAUCAAUGGGAUUGAAUCUUCAGGUCUUACAGUCGAACUUGACAGAUCAACUAAGUAUCUUCUAUUAAGAAUAUUAAACUCAGGAACUUCAGGUACACAAGUUUUUCAUUUAGAAAAUCAUCAGUUGAUAAUUAUGGAAACUGAUGGUUCUCUUAUUACACCAUAUGUCAUAGAUACUUUGACACUUGCAGUUGGACAAAGAUACACUGUACUCGUAAAAUUGCAAGAGGAUGGUGAUGUACCCGUGAGAGGUAUUAAUGGCUGUAAUAAGAUGAUGGGGUAUAUCACGAAAAAUAUAUGGUUUACAAAGGAUAAGAAUAAUUCGUCUUUCAAAGCAACAAAACAGGAGGCAGAAUAUGAUAAUAUAAGAAUCAAACAUUUGAAAGGUUUCAACAAUUAUGAAGUAUAUAAAGAAUUUAUUCCGUUGGAGGAAACAAAGCUUUGGGAAAAUCCAAUAGAUAAUAUCGAGUUAGAUUACGAUUACUUUAGUGAUAGUAAUACAGUUGAUAAAUAUGGAUCAGGGAUGUAUAAAGUUAAUGGGAAGACAAUACAAGAAUAUUUCAAAACGCCGAUUAAGAUCAAUAACUCUGCGAAGGAUCAGGUUGUUGAGUUGGUUAUCAAUUCAAUUGAUCACAUGAGACAUCCAUGGCACUUGCAUGGUCAUAACUUUCAAUUGAUAUCCAUAGGAACUGGAGGUGAAGGUCCAUUACAUUUACGCUCCGAAGUUUCCAUGACAAAGGCAUUGCAAAAAUAUAACGGAGAUUUAGAGUAUUGGAAAAGUGCAAAACGAUCUCCUGUGAUUAGGGAUAGUAUCAAUAUACCAGGGAACUCUUUUGCAGUGAUCAGGUUUAAAACCCACCAGACAGGAAAUUGGUUACUCCACUGUCAUGUUGAGUGGCACGUAGCAAAGGGACUAGGUGCUGUUCUCCAAAUUGAAGAUGGAAACAGAACCACAAGUAUCAUCGAUAGGCCAACUCAAGAUACUUAUAAUGUUAAUGAAGAUGAAGGCUCUGUGGAUUCAACAAAAGUAAUCGUGUAUCCACAUAGAAUACCUGCUCUUGUAAUAUAUUUCCUAAUAAUGUGUGCAAUAAACGCAAUUCUAUAUAGAUGGUUAUCAAGGAAAUAA
Molecule: messenger RNA, 1887 nt
Organism: Vanderwaltozyma polyspora DSM 70294
Lineage: Eukaryota; Fungi; Ascomycota; Saccharomycetes; Saccharomycetales; Saccharomycetaceae
Gene: GMC1
Product: putative oxidoreductase
Exons: 1
Coding region: 1-1887 (628 amino acids)
Biological process (GO): cellular response to iron ion starvation; reductive iron assimilation
Cellular component (GO): high-affinity iron permease complex
Molecular function (GO): ferroxidase activity; copper ion binding
Source: RefSeq, a predicted model, not a curated record